CUCAUUAUUAUACUCAGUCUAAUUACUACACUACUGCAAGAAGGUGAUGCUUAUUCAUCAGGAGCUCCACCUGAAGCCUGUUCUACCUUACAGCCAAACCAUGAUGGAGCUUCAUCACGACCAGUAGAAACAAACUCAUUUGAGUUUACUAUUGAACAAUUUCUUGCUCCAAGCGGUGUGUAUCAAUAUGUGCCUGGAGUUACUUACACAGUAAAACUACAAGCAAACAACAAUUCCAAUUUAAGUUUCAAAGGCUUUCAAAUUCAGGCAAGAAAGGUCAGGUUUCCUGACAAUGUUACUGGAAUUUUUCAAUCCUCAAACACCAACGAGUAUGGUUUUCAAAACUGUGAUCAAGCUCAGUACCCCCUAGGCAGUGCAGUUACUCAUGUGAAUGGGAGCAGUAAAACGAACGUUACAUUUGAAUGGACAGCUCCCCCAAAAGGCUCAGGUCCAGUAUACUUUGUAUACACAGUGGUACAGUCAAUGCAAAUCUUUUGGGCUGAUUUGAAAACUACUGAAAUAAAUGAACAUCCCUGUGAACCACCGGAAUACUUAUUGACAGUUCACUGCACGGACAUGUGUCCCUUUGGUUCCUAUGGAGAUCAUACAACAGCAACUUGCCAACAAUGGCCAGCAUCAUCUACACUGGUAACUAAUGCCACAGCCUAUUAUUUGACUCUCGAUGAGGCUGAUGUUGUAGUUGAUAGAGGAGUAUUGAAUUACACAGUGAUAGUGAAUGAAACAGCUUUUGAUAGCAUUUUGGGUAUAUUUUUGACAAUGUCGCAAACCGAAACAAUUCAGAAUAUAUUUAGAUAUGACAGUGGUUCUAGAGAAAAGAAUUAUCAGGGUUCAUCACUUGCAAGUUUAGACAGACAAAACAAUUUCAUUGUAAUUCAAGAACAGAUCUUUCUUCGUGAUACAAUUCCUGUUCAACUGUUCAGUGACAAUUUGGCCAUUUUCAGUCUAAAUCUGAAUGCAGUGGUAUUUGGGAGUCUAGCAGACAGUAUGGAGGUACCCACGGAUAUUGAUACUUCUUUGUUUGUUACAAUCACUGGGACGCCAGGCCCAUGUCAAGAUAUCAACUGCUUCAAUGGAGGAAUUUGCAGAGCACUAAACACAAGUGGAGAACUCAAUUUCACAUGUGACUGUCAUCUGGCAUACACAGGUCAAUUCUGUGAGACAUUAUUCGACCCAUGUGCUCUAAACCGUUGCCUUAAUGAUUCCUCGUGUGAGAACAUUGGCACUACAAACUACACGUGCAACUGCACGAUCGACUUCACUGGUGAGAAUUGUGAGAUUGAAAUAGAUCAAUGUGCCUUAAACCAAGGAGUCUGUAACAAUGGCACGUGUAUUGAUGGAUUUGGUAUUUUCUCUUGUGAUUGUAGAGAUCGCUAGUCCCAGCUGUCUUCUAGAAUGGAGUGUGUAUAGAUGACAUC
This is a messenger RNA of Halichondria panicea, 1436 nucleotides long. RefSeq lists its product as uncharacterized. Gene Ontology annotation, cellular component: membrane. The transcript has 7 exons. The annotation marks the transcript as partial. The record is from RefSeq and is a predicted model, not a curated record. Gene Ontology annotation, molecular function: calcium ion binding. NCBI's taxonomy places the organism in Eukaryota, Metazoa, Porifera, Demospongiae, Suberitida, Halichondriidae.